UAUGUGACCUUGAUGUGAUGUGAUUACAUCACAAUCAGACGUCAAAAUUUCUAUCACAAUAAUAAUAAUGUAAAAAAAAUAAAAUUUCGACAAUGUUGUGCAAAAUUUGCAGCGAUUUUUCAAAACUAACCCAAAAAACAAUCACAUUACACAAUUCUUGCAGAUUUUAUCAGACACAUUACGACGUGUUAAACUUGUCAAGAAACUGCACUGAUAAAGAAAUAAGAAGUGCCUUUAUAAAAUUAUCAAAAGAGCACCAUCCAGAUGUUAAUAAAAGUGAACAAUCUCAUGCUAGAUUUCAGAAAAUUAAUGAGGCUUAUAAAGUAUUAGGUAAGCGUGAAAGUAGAAGGAAUUAUGAUUUAGGGUUGACAAGUCCUGAAAAUCAUACAAGGAGAAAUUAUAAUGAAACUUAUUAUGAACAACCUACACGAAACCCAUACAAUGAUCCUAUGUUUUGGGUAAACAGAAACAAAUCUAGAGAUAAAUAUUACGAAAAUCGCUCAUAUUAUGGAGUUGACGGAAUUCCAAAGCUACCUAAUAGCACAGUUGUGAUCAUUUGUAUUUUCUUUUCUUUGAUAGGGGUUGGUCUCCAAUAUUUGGCGAUUACCCGCUCUGUAACUUUCAAGCGAGAAGUUUUAAUUCUGAAAUCAUUAGAAGCUGAAAAAGUGCACAAUGAAACCAGAACUGCUGCCAAUGAUAAUGGCAAUGAAGUACAACUUGAAGCGUUAAAAAAAAGAUUGUUAGGAAAAGCAAUGAAAGAAACUGAUAAUAAAUAAAUUUGUUCACUUAUUUAUUCUACAAUACAUUUUUAAACAUU
Tribolium madens (black flour beetle) is the source of this 817-nucleotide messenger RNA. RefSeq names its product dnaJ-like protein 60. Lineage: Eukaryota; Metazoa; Arthropoda; Insecta; Coleoptera; Tenebrionidae. The record is from RefSeq and is a predicted model, not a curated record. The transcript is spliced from 5 exons. The coding region runs from base 93 to 776 and encodes 227 amino acids.